AUGAAAUUUCCAAUCGAGACUCCAAGAAAACAGGUUAACUGGGAUCCUAAAGUGGCCGUUCCCGCAGCAGCGCCCCCAGUGUGCCAGCCCAAGGGUGCCACUAACGGGCACUACCCGGCCCCACGCCUGUCCAUCUCCUCCCGAGCCACGGUGGUAGCCAGGAUGGAAGGCGCCCCCCAGGGGGGACUGCAGACCGUCAUGAAGUGGAAAACCGUGGUUGCCAUCUUCGUGGUGGUGGUGGUCUACCUUGUCACGGGUGGUCUCGUCUUCCGGGCUCUGGAGCAGCCCUUUGAGAGCAGCCAGAAGAAUACCAUCGCCUUGGAAAAGGCAGAGUUCCUGCGGGACCACAUCUGUGUGAGCCCACAGGAGCUGGAGACAUUGAUCCAGCAUGCCCUUGACGCUGACAACGCAGGGGUGAGUCCGAUAGGAAACUCCUCCAACAACAGCAGUCACUGGGACCUCGGAAGUGCCUUUUUCUUCGCUGGAACUGUCAUCACCACCAUAGGGUAUGGGAAUAUUGCUCCGAGCACUGAAGGAGGCAAAAUCUUUUGUAUUUUAUAUGCCAUCUUUGGAAUUCCACUCUUUGGUUUCUUAUUGGCUGGAAUUGGAGACCAACUUGGAACCAUCUUUGGGAAAAGCAUUGCAAGAGUGGAGAAGGUCUUUCGAAAAAAGCAAGUGAGUCAGACCAAGAUCCGGGUCAUCUCCACCAUCCUGUUCAUCCUGGCCGGCUGCAUUGUGUUUGUGACGAUCCCUGCCGUCGUUUUCAAAUACAUCGAGGGGUGGACGGCCCUGGAGUCCAUUUACUUUGUGGUGGUCACUCUCACCACGGUGGGCUUUGGCGACUAUGUGGCAGGGGGAAAUGCUGGCAUCAAUUACCGGGAGUGGUAUAAGCCCCUCGUGUGGUUUUGGAUCCUUGUUGGCCUUGCCUACUUUGCCGCGGUCCUCAGUAUGAUCGGAGAUUGGCUACGGGUUCUGUCCAAAAAGACAAAAGAAGAGGUGGGGGAGAUCAAGGCCCACGCGGCCGAGUGGAAGGCCAACGUGACGGCGGAGUUCCGGGAGACGCGGCGGCGGCUGAGCGUGGAGAUCCACGACAAGCUGCAGCGCGCGGCCACGCUGCGCAGCAUGGAGCGCCGGCGCCUGGGCCUGGACCAGCGCGCGCACUCGCUGGACAUGCUCUCCCCCGAGAAGCGCUCCGUGUUCGCGGCGCUGGACGCCGGCCGCGCCAAGGCCUCCUCCCAGGAGAGCAUCAACAACCGGCCCAACAACCUGCGCCUCCGGGGGCCCGAGCCCCUGCACAAGCACGGGCAGGGGGCCUCCGAGGACAACAUCAUCAACAAGUUCGGGUCCAGCGCCAAGCUCACCAAGAGGAAAAACAAGGAAACCAAGAAGGCCUUGCCCGAGGACGUUCAGAAGAUCUACAAGACCUUCCGCAACUACUCGCUGGACGAGGAGAAGAGGGAGGAGGAGACGGAGAAGAUGUGCAACUCGGACCACUCCAGCACGGCCAUGCUGACCCACUGCGCGCAGCCGCCCGCCGCGGUGGAGAACGGCAUGGUCCCCGCGGACACCAAAGACAGGGAACACGAGAACAACGCGCUGCUUCAAGACAGGAGCUAA
This is a messenger RNA of Eptesicus fuscus (big brown bat), 1617 nucleotides long. It is a transcript of the gene KCNK10, whose product is annotated as potassium two pore domain channel subfamily K member 10. Gene Ontology annotation, cellular component: membrane. The record is from RefSeq and is a predicted model, not a curated record. Lineage: Eukaryota; Metazoa; Chordata; Mammalia; Chiroptera; Vespertilionidae. The transcript has 7 exons. Gene Ontology annotation, biological process: potassium ion transmembrane transport; stabilization of membrane potential. Gene Ontology annotation, molecular function: potassium ion leak channel activity. Bases 1 to 1617 code for a protein of 538 amino acids.